Messenger RNA from Seriola dumerili (greater amberjack), 2230 nucleotides. It is a transcript of the gene nsfl1c, whose product is annotated as NSFL1 cofactor. The transcript is spliced from 9 exons. Gene Ontology annotation, cellular component: cytosol; nucleus. Gene Ontology annotation, molecular function: ubiquitin binding. The coding region runs from base 34 to 1158 and encodes 374 amino acids. NCBI's taxonomy places the organism in Eukaryota, Metazoa, Chordata, Actinopteri, Carangiformes, Carangidae. The record is from RefSeq and is a predicted model, not a curated record. Gene Ontology annotation, biological process: proteasome-mediated ubiquitin-dependent protein catabolic process; nuclear membrane reassembly; membrane fusion.
GAGGCGGACGAGUCGUUGAAGGGGCAAAUCAAAAUGGCGAGCCAAGAGGAAUCUGUGAGGGAGUUCGUCGCUGUUACUGAUGUUGAUGAGGAGAGGGCCCGGUUUUUCCUGGAGUCCGCCGGCUGGAAUCUGCAGCUCGCCCUCGCCAGUUUCUUUGAGGAUGGAGCUGAUGACGACAUAGUGACGCUUCCUCAACCUGAGGGAGGCUCCUCAGUGUCCCGGUCUGCAGGGCCAAGCUCUCAGCCCAGAGUGACCUCCUUCAGAGAUCUGAUGCAUGAGGCAGAGGAGGAGAGUGAUGAGGAGGAAGGCCAAAGGUUUUUUGCAGGGGGGUCAGAGCGCAGUGGGCAGCAGAUCGUUGGGCCCCCCAAGAAGAAGAGCUCCAAUGAAGUGGUGGAAGAUCUGUUUAAAGGAGCCAGAGAACAUGGAGCUGUGCCUCUGGACCGGAGCGGGAGAGGGCCAGGCGAGCCCAGUAGAGCUAAGGCCUUCGUAGGUGGAGGUUACAGGCUAGGAGCAGCUCCUGAGGAGGAGUCAACCUAUGUGGCUGGAGAGAGGCACGCCUCCAACAGCCAGCAGGAUGUACACGUGGUGCUUAAACUGUGGAAGACAGGUUUCAGUCUGGAUAACGGUGAACUCAGAAACUACAGCGAUCCUGGAAAUGCCAACUUCCUCGAGGCAAUCAGAAGGGGGGAGAUUCCCCUGGAGUUGAGGCAGCGGUCUCGAGGAGGCCAGGUCAACCUGGACAUGGAGGACCACAGGGAUGAGGACUUCUCCAAACCUAAGAUGGCCUUCAAGGCCUUUGGAGGUGAAGGACAGAAGCUGGGAAGUGCCACCCCAGAGUUGGUUGUAGCUCCGGCCACCUCCCAGCAGGACCAGGCUGCCAACGAGGCCCAAGCCAGCGCCUCUGUGACCUUGGACCCCUCCCAGCCCGUCACUAACAUUCAGAUCCGACUGGCCGAUGGCGGCAAGCUGGUCCAAAAGUUCAACCACACCCACAGGGUGUCUGACGUGCGCCAGUUCGUGGUAGCGGCUCGGCCCGCCAUGGCUGCCAGAGAGUUUGUUCUCAUGACCACCUUCCCCAACAAGGAGCUGUCGGACGAGAGCCAGACGCUGCAGCAGGCCAACCUCCUCAACGCCGUCAUUGUCCAGCGGCUAAAGUGAGGGGGGGUAGAGUAAGGUCUAUCCCUGGUGGUGUGGCUGAGUACUGCAGCCAUGUGAAACCUGCUGCCCCUUCUGAGGGAGGAGAAAACACGGACUUAUGUAUGGACUUCUAAUUUCUGAUUUUUGUUUUUCUAAAGUGAAAUGUAACAUUCUGCUCCCCCAGACCCCCCUCCCUCCACUCUUACUCUACACCCCUGUGCGGUCUGUGACAGGCAGUAAUCAGGGGGGAAACUAAAAAUCUUCCAAAAUGGAGCAGAGUUCUCUCAGAGUUCUGUAAAGCUGCAGAUGCUGUUGGAUUGCGGUUGUGAUGGGGACGUGUUUACCUGACAGCAGGAGAUGGUUUAACCCAAAAACACAGCAGCAGUCCAGCUUUUCUGACGAGCAGUUGGGUUGCAGAGAUGCUCACUAAACCUGGCUCUAUUUUUCAUUAACUUGCUCCCCCACUUUUCCUUUUCUAUUAACCUUCAUUUGGCCUCUUAGCUACGUUUACUAUCAGAUGCUGGAGCCUCGCUAGACCAGCGGCAGAUUCCCAGUUUGUUUCUGCCUCAGCAGCACAAACCAUAACCACAUUAGGAAUACUAGUCUUAUUAAAUUAGAAGUACAUGACAAUAGUGUGGUUUUGUAAGUUUUUCUUUUCUCUCCCAUACUCUUCUUGGAGAGAAAAGUGAAACAGUAUCACAAAACACUGAGGGUUUUUUUUUUCUCCAAACCAACCUAUACCAGUAGCCUUACUCUCCUUUAUCGACCUCCACUAACACACUCUUCCCUUUGUUCAAAUCAAGAUGGAAUUAUUUUUUUAAGCUGCCUUUUUUUCUCCUUUCUUUUUUCCUUUACAGAUUGUAAGAUUGUCCCAGUUACACACUUUGAUAUUGUGUAACAUUACAGCUACACAUGGCUUUAUUGUCAAACCAAUGGUCAAACAAAAGAAGAUAUAGAUUGUAAACUCUGGUUUGUAGUAGUGGAAGUUGAAUUCCUAUGACACUCUGACAUCUUCUAUGCAUCCUCGGGCAACACAGAAAUAUGUUUGGACCUCUGGUAAAAUAAAUCCAUUUUAUGGUUGAUGUAUAAAGAA